Molecule: messenger RNA, 2119 nt
Organism: Scleropages formosus (Asian bonytongue)
Lineage: Eukaryota; Metazoa; Chordata; Actinopteri; Osteoglossiformes; Osteoglossidae
Gene: serpini1
Product: serpin peptidase inhibitor, clade I (neuroserpin), member 1
Exons: 9
Coding region: 377-1612 (411 amino acids)
Biological process (GO): negative regulation of endopeptidase activity
Molecular function (GO): serine-type endopeptidase inhibitor activity
Source: RefSeq, a predicted model, not a curated record
UCGAAAGGGUAGUUAAGAAGCAAUUCGCUCUCCGUACCAAAAACAUCGCGCACUUUUCAUUUGCGACAAAAGCGGACCGAAUUCAUAAUUUCGCUACAUUUCAUCUGAACAGUAGCGUUUAAAGGCGUCUGAAGUAGGAUGGUGAAGGACCAAUAUAGAGUUGGCGAUAGAUAGGAGGGUCCGCUGCGAAAUUAUUUAUCCCUUGACGGAGGACCGGAGCGGAGGCAUCGCCCGCGCGCGCAGCAUCGGCAGCAUCCGCAGCAUCGCAGCGGCCGCCUCGAGACCGCGCGGCGCGCGUGCAGCAUCGCAGCGUCUGUCCGGCUCAGCACAGCGCGUGCAGCAGCAUCCGUCCCCAAAGCGCCUGCCGAGCCUCGCGAUGCUCGCCGUGCGCCUCCUGCUGCUGCUCGUCCUGCAGGCCCCGUGCCGGGCGGGGGGCGCCCCCGAGGACCCAACGGCCGAGCUCUCCGUGCGGCUGUACCACCAGCUGCAGGCGGGGGGCGCCGAGGACAACAUCGUCUUCUCGCCCCUGAGCGUGGGGCUGGCGCUCGGGCUGGUGGAGCUGGGGGCGCGGGGCUCCUCCCUCGAGGAGAUCCGCCGGGCCGUUGGGUACGGCCACCUGACGGCAGGUGAGGAGUUUUCCUUCCUGCGCAACGCCAGCCGGGAGCUGGAGGCCGACGACGGUCGCUGCGUGGUGCGCGUGGCCAACUCUCUCUUCCUCCAGGUGGGGGUGCACUUCGACCCCGAGUUCCUGCGCCUCGCCAGGAAGUACUUCAAGGCCGACGUGGAGACGGUGGAUUUCGGCGAGUCGGCCGCCACGGCCCAGCGCAUCAACGCCUGGGUGGAGAACCACACGGAGAGUAAAAUCCGCGACCUGCUGUCGGCCGACGACCUGGGCAGCCCGACGCGCCUCGCGCUCGUCAACGCCGUCUACUUCCGCGGCAGCUGGAAGAACCAGUUCCGGCCCGAGAACACGCGCACCUUCUCCUUCAGCCGCGACGAUGGCACCGAAGUGCAGACCCUCAUGAUGUACCAGCAGGGGGACUUUUACUAUGGGGAGUUCAGCGACGGCUCCACGGAGGCGGGGGGUGUGUACCAGGUGCUGGAGAUGCCCUACGAGGGCGAGGAGCUCAGCAUGAUGGUGGUGCUGCCCCGGCAGGAGGUGCCCCUGGCCACGCUGGAGCCCAUCAUCCAGGCGCAGCUCCUUGACGAGUGGGCCUCCAACGUCAAGAAGCAGAAGGUGGAGGUGUACCUGCCCAGGUUCAAGGUGGAGCAGAAGUUGGACCUGAAGGAAUUGCUGCAGAAGCUGGGCAUCAAGGACAUCUUCGGCAAAGACGCAGACCUGUCAGCCAUGACGGGAGAGGAGAAGGAGCUGUUCGUCAGCAAGGCUGUGCAGAAGGCGUACCUGGAGGUGACCGAGGAGGGGGCGGAGGGCGCCGUCGGCUCAGGGAUGAUCGCGCUCACGAGGACCCUGGUGCUGUAUCCCCAGGUGAUGGCGGACCACCCCUUCUUCUUCGUCAUCAGGAGCAGGAAGUCAGGUUCCGUUCUCUUCAUGGGCCGGGUCAUGAACCCAGAGGUCGUCGAGUACAGCGAUCCCGAAUUCGAAGCGGCGUAGCUCCGCCCACCCCAUCCGUCGGAAUGUGACAAACACAUUAGAGACCCCCCACCCCAUCGCUGUCAUUCCCCUUUUCCUUUUAUUACUUUUCGAGGGUGUUUGGCGUCAGCGUUUUAACCGUGGCAAACCGGCGAGAGAGCAACCGGACCGGACGGAGCCGCGGAUUUCAGCGUGGAACGCCUCGCCGCCUCGCCACCUCACCCCCCGAUCCCACCCCACCCCACCCCUCCCCGGGCUCCAACCCCCACGAGGCUCACUGCGGUUCGCGCGCCGCUCCCUCACUGUACCUUCGCUGUCGUGUCUGUAGAGGAGUAGCUGUUCAUUGCAGAAUCGUGUGCUCCCCCCCGACCCCCCCCCCCACCCAGAGGGACGGCUCAGACGCCACUCCGCUACUAACGGGCCUUACAUGAGUUGUUGAUAGUGUACAGGUGGCGAUGCCGGGACGCACGUGGCCCCCGGGAGGUCGGGCCCCCAGUGCAGAAAAAAAAAUCACCAGCUGCAUUCACU